GAGUUUUUAUUUUGUUAAUUAAAUUAGUUUUUGUUUUGGAAUUAAAAGCUUAGGUGAAAUCGUUCACAUUAAUUCAACAUAUGGAUUUACAAUUUAUCAAAUGAAAUCUCUACGUAUUGUUCGGGGCAGUAUUUGGGCUUAUGUUAUUUGACGUCACGCUUCUAUGAAUGAAAAAAUCACGUAGCGUAUGUAUCGAGCAUAUUUUGAAUCUUGUGAUCAAUUUUCAGGAAAUAUGGAAGUGUGUGCUUAGAUUUUAAUAUAUGUCAUUUUAGUUGGAUUAUAUUUCAAACACAAUUUUAUAAUGGCUGAAACAGAAGGUGCUGCAGGUGGAGGUGCAGAUAGCUCAGCAAGUGGAGAAGGAACUUUUGAGUGUAAUAUUUGUCUAGAUACAGCUAAAAAUGCUGUCAUUAGCUUUUGUGGGCAUUUAUUUUGCUGGCCCUGCCUUCAUCGAUGGUUAGAUACUCGACCCACUAGACAAGUAUGCCCAGUGUGCAAAGCUGCUAUUAGCAAAGAUAAAGUAAUUCCACUUUAUGGAAGAGGGGGUUCUCAACAAGAUCCACGAGAUAAAUUACCUCCCAGACCUCCUGGACAAAGAACAGAACCUGAAUCCACUACAGGACCUACAUUUCCCGGAUUUGGAAUUGGUGAAGGUGGCUUUCAUAUGUCAUUUGGAAUUGGUGCCUUCCCAUUUGGAUUUUUUGCAUCCACUUUUAAUUUAGGUGAUCAUCGUGCUGCACCCACUCCUGGGACUCCAGAAUAUGAGGAAGAUCAGCUUUUAUCUAAAUUAUUCCUUUAUCUCGCAUUAGUGUUUAUUGCGUGGCUGUUAUUUGCGUGAUUAUCUCCUCUGUUCUUUCUGUAUAGAACAUUAUUAAACUUGUUAUUAAAUUUUUGAGUUGUAUGCAUUCAAUGCUCCUUUUACUGUCCUGUGAAUUUAGAAUUUUAAUUCAUUUAUUUCUUAUGUUUAUUACGUUUGAGUUUCGAAUUAUUUAUGAUAUAUUUGUAUUUAUUCAGUAUUUUAAAUGAGGGUUUUUAAAGUGUGUUUUCAUGAAAAUCCUAUUUUAUUCUUGCGAGAACCUAUUCUCUCUCCCAAUCUUGCUCAGUUUUACUAAAAUUAUUUUAGUUUAAAGCUUAUGUUAUUUUCACUGUGCCUUUCAUCUUUCAAACUACAUUCUGAGAAAUAAUUCACAGUGGAAGGGCUUUUUUCCAAGUCCAAUGCCAAAAAAAAAAAAAAAAAAAAAAUGGUAUGGAAACUUUUAUUAUUAGUCUCACCAUUAUUAUUUGGUACCAAACAAUCAUUUUUGUAUAAUGAGAAUUGUAUAAUUUUGUACAAAAUAAGAUUUAUAGUUGCUACUUACUGUUUAUUUUUAUUUACCUAGAUCUUCUAUCAUUGAACAAUUUUCAUAUUUAUUGAACUUGAUGAGUGUCUAGAUUUAUGAGGUUACAUUUCAAUAUCCUAAAAUUGUAUAUAGUAUGAAAAUCAUGUAUAUUAUCAAUUUGAAAUGCCAAACUUGCUAUACAUUAUAAAUAUUUUGAUGGAUGUUUUUCUGUUUCAAUCAAAUAUCUUCCUAAGUGUUAUUAAAUCCUAAUUUAUUAGUCUCAAUUACAAUAGAUGUUUAUAGAGACAAUUAUAAUUUUGUGCAAAAAUUCGCUGGCUGUAAGAAAGAAAUUAUAACUAAUAUUGGACUUUUCCUGAAGUGUUGUGUCAUAAAUUUAUGAUGAAAGUAUCUGAGAACUAAAAAGUUGAAGAAAUGCGAAAUUUUUAUUUUUUGUAAAUUGAGUUUUGUUUGUUAUUCAUUAUUAUUCUGUAUGAUAUUUCAAAAAUAAAACUUAAAAUAAACUUGUUUGUAAUUUUGUUGGAAUAUUCACAACGUCGUAUUCAGUUUUAUAUCUAGCUAUUUUGAAUUUUAUAAUAAUGUUUAUUUUAAAUGCUAGUAAUCUCAAUUGUUGGUAUAUUGGUUUUAGUCCACUUAAAACUUGUAAAUUAAAAUAGAAACUGUUUAUUUGUAAAUAAAACAUGCUUGCCUA
Parasteatoda tepidariorum (common house spider) is the source of this 2025-nucleotide messenger RNA. Its product is annotated as E3 ubiquitin-protein ligase RNF185. Gene Ontology annotation, biological process: ubiquitin-dependent protein catabolic process. The record is from RefSeq and is a predicted model, not a curated record. Lineage: Eukaryota; Metazoa; Arthropoda; Arachnida; Araneae; Theridiidae. Gene Ontology annotation, molecular function: ubiquitin protein ligase activity. Gene Ontology annotation, cellular component: endoplasmic reticulum.